Messenger RNA from Nannochloropsis gaditana CCMP526, 2351 nucleotides. RefSeq names its product transmembrane protease, serine 2 (gene TMPRSS2). Gene Ontology annotation, biological process: proteolysis. Bases 38 to 1819 code for a protein of 593 amino acids. Gene Ontology annotation, molecular function: serine-type endopeptidase activity. The transcript is spliced from 2 exons. The record is from RefSeq and is a predicted model, not a curated record.
CAGCAACUACAAGCAACAGCUACAAUAGGUUUCAACCAUGCGUUACACCCAAGCCUCUUCUGUAAUUAUGCUUAUGGUGGCCUUUGGAGCCUUUUUGGGCGACAAUUUCGCGUCCUCUGCACCCACCGCUGAGGAUCUCAAAGCUCAAGCGCCUCAAGGGCCAAUGCUGCCCCUUCGUCCCAUUGCUCAGACGCCAUUUCACGGCCCGUCGUUUAUUGUGGGUGGUGGACUUGCAGAUCGUUCGGACUCCAAGUGGACUGUAGCGUUGGUGACAGAUACCCACGGCCGUCUCUUCCAAUUUUGCGGAGGGACUCUGAUUUCUCCCAAGUUUGUUGUGACGGCUGCCCAUUGUGUCGCAGCCGGGUAUGACAUGUCAGCAGUGGUCGGGCGCUACCAACUCUCCGACGCGUCCUCGGGAGAGAUGAUUAAAGUCGCAGAGGCAUUCAUGCACCCGGAAUACGACCCACAGACAAUGCAAGGAGACAUCGCCAUCCUGCGCCUGGAGCGUGCUGUGUCCUCUGACAUCCCUACCUUGCCCCUCAUUCCUCCCACUAAGGCGAAGAUGGUCAAUGAAGGGCAGCUGGUUACAGUGCUCGGUUGGGGCCUGACAGAAGAACGGAGCCAAAAAGUUGAUUCGGUCAAGGGCGGCCUUCCGGUCCAAGGCUCAGGGACGGACGUGCUGCGGGCAGUCACCCUGCCUGUUGUCGCCAAUGCCAAGUGUAACGAAGAGUACCGUGCGGUCACCGCAAAGGAUUCGAUUCUUGACGAAGAAGUCUGCGCAGGUGUGGACCGCGGGGGCUUGGAUUCUUGCCAGGGGGACAGCGGAGGGCCGUUGACCGCCACGGUGAAUGGUAAAACCUACCUCUUCGGUGUGGUCUCAUGGGGCGUCGGGUGCGCGCGCGCCAAGGUACCCGGAGUCUACACGCGCGUCUCCUACCACGCGGACUGGCUGGCCUCCAAGAUGCUCUUGGAGGUGGCCACCGGCUCGGGUCGGGGCCUGGGCGCCGUCAACGUCCUCUUUGCAGGCGUGAACCGUGCGGCGGCUUUCUCUGUCUACAUCCGCUCGUUGGCCUCCAACGCCCUUGGCCUCACCCUAGGCUUUGCCAAAGGCUCGUCCUCGAAUUUCAAUAUCGACGAAUCUAAACUUUCCUUGCCGGCAUCGGGGGCCGUGGAGUCUGCGACAGUCUCUUACAAGUCCACCCGCGCCGAGGUCGCCUCCGCCGAGGUCUCUCUGCAAAUCAACGAGGGAGGUAAGCAGGUAGGCGAGCAAACGAUUGCACUGACGGCCUUCGCCCUGCCGGUGGCGGACUUUGGGAAGGCAUUUCCCGGCGAAUGGUUCUCCGGCGCGGACAGUGGGGCAAACGCGUGGGUGGUGGAUGGGGGCGAGAUCCAUUCCGGCAACACGCACGACGCGCAAACCAACGUCGCUUUGCUGUACCUGAAGGGCAGCGGUGUCCUGAAUUUCAAGUGGCGGAGUUCUUCCGAGGAAACCUACGACAUUGUCUACUUCUUCUUGGACAACGAGCCUGUGGAUGCCCUGACCGGGGACUCGGGCUGGCUGAGCAAAAGUCUUCUCAUCGAGGGGGAGGAGGAGGAGGAACAUACCGUGGCGUUUGCCUACGUGAAGGACAAGUCAAUGGGUAAGUACCAGGAUAAAGCCUUUGUAAAGGAUCUCCACUUUGGGGCCAUGGCAGAUGCUGGCAUGGAACGCUUCGCGCCUAUUCUCCCAAAGGGCAAAGCAGGGGCGCGUCCCGCCGGGAAGGUUGCCAAAGGACGAGGAUUGCGAGGCUCUGGCGACGAUGGCGUGGUCUCCGCGUGAGAGAGACAGCGCGGACGGGAACCCGGGCCAUGACCGCAGGGAAAAAGGGGUAGGAGGGCGAGUCAAUGUGGCGAGAGGAAGAAGCCUGCAAGGCCAACGCCAGCUGUGGAGACGGGGAAAGGGAGGGGCGGAAUCCGCGGGAGACAGUCAGGCGUCCCGCUCUCUGCACGCGCACUGGGGUCCAGUGCUGGCGGAAUUGGGUUGACGGGACAGGGCGAUUUAAAGUGGGGCAUAUCAAGGGCUGAGACAGAGGAGUUGAGGGCUAGACAAAGGUGGGAAAAUGCAUGCUGGAUAGGCGAGGUGCGAUGGUCGGUGGGUGCUUGUACAGGGAGAAAAGGGGCACAAAGGAGGGAGAACGCUUAGGAUUCACCCGCUUUCGAGGGUCUGGAAAGGAAUGAAUAGGGAAAGAGGAUCUUUCCUUGCGUUUCUUAUCCAGCAUACGCUCUAGCUGGCCCAUGUACGGUGGCUUGUAAUCAUAUGAUGGGUGACGCCAACACUAUAACGAAGAACAGAAGUCAAACUGAACCAUGAA